Molecule: messenger RNA, 1845 nt
Organism: Pteronotus mesoamericanus
Lineage: Eukaryota; Metazoa; Chordata; Mammalia; Chiroptera; Mormoopidae
Gene: ZNF879
Product: zinc finger protein 879
Exons: 4
Coding region: 11-1714 (567 amino acids)
Biological process (GO): regulation of transcription by RNA polymerase II
Cellular component (GO): nucleus
Molecular function (GO): DNA-binding transcription factor activity, RNA polymerase II-specific; RNA polymerase II cis-regulatory region sequence-specific DNA binding
Source: RefSeq, a predicted model, not a curated record
GCAGGGGGAAAUGGCCACAGAGUUGCUUCCAGCCCAGGCUCAGGAGUCCGUGACGUUUGGGGACGUGGCCGUGAUCUUCAGCCAGGAUGAGUGGCUGUGCCUGGACCCUGCGCAGAGAACCUUGUACCGGGAGGUGAUGCUGGAGAACUACCACAGCCUGGUGUCCCUGGGGAUUCUGUUUUUUAAACCGAAGGUUAUCUUCCAGUUACAGCAAGGGGAAGACCCCUGGAUGGUGGGAAACGGACUUUCCCAUGGUGCAUGUCUAGGAUGGGAGAGCUUGUUUGAAACCACAGUUUCCAAAGAAGAAUACCAGGAAGUAAUGAAUAAACUCAUAGGAGAUGGUACUUUUGACUUCAAGCUGGAGAAAACCUACAUAAGUGAGGACAAGCUGGAGAAGCUGCAGGGCCAAAAUAACAAACCUUUCAGGAAAGUCUCAAUUACCAUAAAGAAAUCCUACACAAAGGAGAGGAACUUUGUAGGUAUUGAACUUGAGAAAAAUCUUGGUCUAAAAUCAUCACUUAUUAAGAAACCCAGAAGUGUUUCCAGAGGAAGGAAACCCCACUCUCAGCAGUAUUCAAUUCUAUUUAAACAACUGGGAGUCAAUACAGUGCGAAAAUGUUACAAAUGUAACAUAUGUGGGAAAAUCUUCCUCCACAGUUCUUCCCUGAGUAAACAUCAGAGAAUCCACACUGGAGAGAAGCUCUAUAAAUGUAAGGAAUGUAGGAAAGCUUUCAGCCAAAGCUCAUCCCUGACUCAGCACCUGAGAGUUCAUACUGGAGAGAAACCUUACAUAUGCAGUGACUGUGGAAAAGCGUUCAGUUUCACUACAUCUCUCAUUGGACAUCAGAGAAUGCAUACUGGAGAGAGACCCUAUAAAUGUAAUGAAUGUGGAAAAACAUUUAAAGGUAGUUCAUCCCUUAAUAAUCACCAACGAAUUCAUACUGGAGAAAAGCCCUAUAAGUGUAAUGAAUGCGGGAGAGCCUUUAGUCAGUGCUCAUCUCUUAUUCAACAUCAUAGAAUUCAUACUGGAGAAAAACCAUAUGAAUGUAGUCAGUGUGGGAAAGCCUUUACCUCAAUAUCACGGCUAAGUAGACACCAUAGGAUCCAUACUGGAGAGAAACCCUUUCAUUGUAAUGAGUGUGGGAAAGUAUUCAGUUACCACUCAGCUCUUAUAAUACAUCAGAGAAUUCACACAGGUGAGAAACCAUAUGCAUGUAAAGAAUGUGGGAAAGCCUUCAGCCAAAGCUCGGCUCUUAUACAACAUCAAAGAAUCCAUACUGGGGAGAAACCCUACAAAUGUAAUGAGUGUGGAAAGGCUUUCUCCUGGAUUUCACGGCUUAAUAUACACAAUAGAAUUCAUACUGGAGAGAAACCUUAUAAUUGUAAAGAAUGUGGAAAAGCUUUCAGUUCCCACUCAGCAGUUAAUACUCAUCGAAAAAUUCACACUGGAGAGAAACCUUAUAAAUGUAAUGACUGUGAAAAGGCCUUCAACCAAAGCUCAGCUCUAAUUCAGCACCAGAGAAUUCAUACUGGGGAGAAACCAUUUAACUGUAAAGUGUGUGGGAAAGCCUUCAGACAAAGCUCAUCCCUUAUGACACAUAUGAGAAUUCAUACAGGAGAAAAGCCUUAUAAAUGUAAAGAAUGUGGAAAAGCUUUUAGUCAGAGCUCUUCCCUUACUAAUCAUCAGAGGACUCAUACUGGAGGAAAAUUAUAAGUAAAAUGCCCAUGGAAAAUCUUACAACUGAAGUUCAUUCCAUACUGAAUAUCAAAGAAUCUUGGGGGAAGAUUGAUAAAAAGUACUUAAUUAUGGGUCAGACUUCAGAAUAUGGACCUGAUCAGACAUCA